Messenger RNA from Mucor mucedo, 1130 nucleotides. RefSeq lists its product as uncharacterized. Bases 132 to 941 code for a protein of 269 amino acids. The transcript has 2 exons. The record is from RefSeq and is a predicted model, not a curated record. NCBI's taxonomy places the organism in Eukaryota, Fungi, Mucoromycota, Mucoromycetes, Mucorales, Mucoraceae. Gene Ontology annotation, molecular function: protein binding.
AUGGAAAAACCUAAGCCAAUUUGCUCUAAAAGGAAUGCGACACAAAAACUGCUCAGCAGGAUCAUUUAAUCCAAUUUUAUUUUAAAACCUUUCUUCAACAUUCUCUUUGUUCUUUAAUUACCAAAAUAAUAAUGGGAUUUUUUACAGGCAACGAAAAAGAUACGGAAGAUCAAUCAGACUGUAGUUUAAGUUUUUCUACUGAACGAGCGUUUACCAAAAAUGAUAUUCUGAUCUGCGCAUCUUAUGGCAAUAUUUAUGCGAUCCAUAAAACAGAUGGGAGUGGACUUUGGAAGUCACCCUUCAAAGCAGGUGGUGGGGUCAUAUCUCUAUUCGUCACAGAUAGUGACAAAAUCAUUGCGGGUGCCUUUGGUAAAACAGCUUGUUUUGACCUGAUGAACGGUUCCAUGAUCUGGUCCAACAAUAUGCCUGGAUUUGGGUACGAAGAGGUGUCUGUUGUCUCAACACCUAGCCGGGUAUUAAAACCCAGACGAAAUCCAGAACUUUCUGCCACAAGUGAACAUGGAUCGCCACCACAAUAUGGCGAAAGUAGUGCGCCAGAAAAACCAGUCGUUUUAGCAUGCUCACAGGGAAAAGCUAUGGGUAUUGAUAUUUCAUCGGGCGAAACGUUAUGGACAUUCAACUGUCCGGGGGGAAGAUAUAAAAUACCUGUAGUGGUUGUAGAGCCACCUAGUAUGGAGGAAGGAAGGCCUCACCAGCUUGCGUAUAUCGGUGCUGCAAAAUGGGUUUAUUGUUUGAUCGCUAAAACGGGCAAAGUGGUAUGGUCUACAAAGGUUGCAACAGGUAUCAUCGGCGCUAACUUUAUGUCACUGGCUACUCCCUGGAGCUCUCGUCUAGCGGCUGAAACACAUUCCGCUUUUAGUCAAAAUCCUUCUGCACAAUAUCUGGAAAUACAACGUGACAAGCACAGAAGAAGUGCUUAGUUAAGCACGGAAGCAGUAUAUAUAUCUUUAAAUAUUCACAUCAAGCUCUCGAGUUGAAAAAUUCACAGGAUCUCUAUUCUGAAUCGUUUCAUUCAUUUAUUUGCUUUUAAAUAUUUCUAAUUUUGUUUAAAGGAUCAACUAAGAAUAAUAAACCCUUAUUAUAAAAGGCGCAAACUUUACCAUCACUCA